AUGGUCAACUUCACCGUCGACGAGAUCCGGUCCUUGAUGGACAACCCAAAGAACAUCCGUAACAUGUCCGUCAUUGCCCACGUCGACCACGGAAAGUCCACCCUCACCGACUCCCUCGUCCAGCGCGCUGGUAUCAUCUCAGCCAAGAACGCCGGCUCAGCGCGAUUUACGGAUACUCGAGCAGACGAGCAAGAGCGUGGUGUCACCAUCAAGUCGACCGCCAUUUCGCUGUACGGUCAGCUUCCUGACGAUGAGGAUCUCAAGGACAUCCCGGUCAAGACCGAGAAGAACGACUUCUUGGUCAACUUGAUUGACUCGCCUGGUCACGUUGACUUCUCCUCUGAGGUCACGGCCGCUCUCCGUGUCACUGACGGUGCGCUCGUCGUCGUCGACACCAUUGAAGGUGUGUGCGUGCAGACCGAGACUGUCCUGCGACAGGCGCUUGGUGAGCGUAUCAAGCCAGUGGUCAUCAUCAACAAAGUCGACCGUGCCUUGCUCGAACUCCAGCUCUCCAAGGAGGACCUGUUCCAGAACUUCUCUCGUGUCAUCGAGUCCGUCAACGUCGUUAUCUCCACCUACUACGACAAGGCCCUCGGUGAUUGCCAGGUCUACCCAGACAAGGGCACCAUCGCCUUCGGUUCCGGCCUCCACGGCUGGGCUUUCACCGUCCGUCAGUUCGCCGCCAGAUACUCCAAGAAGUUCGGUGUCGACAAGAACAAGAUGAUGGAGCGUCUCUGGGGCGACUCUUUCUUCAACCCAAAGACCAAGAAGUGGACCAAGGUCGGCACUCACGAAGGCCAGACGCUCGAGCGUGCCUUCAACCAGUUCUGCUUGGACCCCAUCUUCCGCAUUUUCGACUCUGUGAUGAACUUCAAGACCGAUGACAUCCCCAAGCUCCUCGAGAAGCUCGAGAUCAAGCUUGUCGGUGACGAGAAGGACCUCGAGGGCAAGCAGCUCCUCAAGGUCGUCAUGCGCAAGUUCUUGCCAGCCGCUGAUGCGCUCAUGGAGAUGAUGAUUCUCCACCUUCCAUCUCCCGCCACGGCCCAGAAGUACCGUAUGGAGACUCUCUACGAGGGUCCACCAGACGAUGAGUCCGCUAUUGGUAUCCGCGACUGCGACCCCAAGGGCCCUCUCAUGCUUUACGUCUCCAAGAUGGUGCCGACCUCCGACAAGGGUCGUUUCUACGCUUUCGGCCGUGUGUUCUCGGGUACCGCCCGCUCUGGUCUCAAGGUCCGCAUCCAGGGACCAAACUACGUCCCAGGCAAGAAGGAAGACAUGUUCAUCAAGGCCAUCCAGCGUACCAUUCUUAUGAUGGGUCGCUACACCGAGCCAAUCGAGGAUGUGCCAGCCGGUAACAUCUUGGGUCUGGUCGGUAUCGAUCAGUUCUUGCUCAAGUCUGGUACCCUCACCACCUCCGAGACCUCGCACAACCUCAAGGUCAUGAAGUUCUCCGUCUCUCCUGUCGUGCAGCGCUCCGUCGAGGUCAAGAACGCCAACGAUCUGCCUAAGCUCGUCGAAGGUCUUAAGCGUCUCUCCAAGUCGGAUCCUUGCGUCCUGACCUACAUCAACGAGUCUGGUGAGCACGUCGUUGCUGGUGCUGGUGAGCUCCAUCUCGAAAUCUGCUUGAAGGAUCUCGAGGAGGACCACGCCGGUGUGCCGCUCCGUGUGUCCGACCCAGUCGUCCAGUAUCGUGAGACUGUCGCCGGUGACUCCAGCAUGACCGCUCUGUCCAAGUCGCCAAACAAGCACAACCGUCUCUACGUCACCGCCACCCCUCUCAGCGAGGAGGUCGCCAAGGACAUUGAGAACGGCAAGAUCGGCCCACGUGACGACUUCAAGGCUCGCGCCCGUAUCCUCGCUGACGACCACGGCUGGGAUGUCACUGACGCCCGUAAGAUCUGGUGCUUCGGCCCAGACACCAACGGUGCCAACUUGCUUGUUGACCAGACCAAGGCCGUCCAGUACCUCAACGAAAUCAAGGAUUCCGUCGUCUCUGGUUUCCAGUGGGCCACCAAGGAAGGUCCAGUCGCUGAGGAGCCUAUGCGCAGUGUCCGCUUCAACAUCAUGGAUGUCACCCUCCACACUGACGCCAUUCACCGUGGUGGUGGUCAGAUCAUCCCAACUGCGCGUCGUGUGCUCUACGCCGCCGCUCUCCUUGCCGACCCAGGUCUCCUCGAGCCCGUCUUCUUGGUCGAGAUCCAGGUUCCAGAGCAGGCUAUGGGUGGUAUCUACGGUGUGCUCACCCGCCGGAGAGGUCACGUCUUCGAGGAGGCCCAGCGUCCAGGUACUCCCCUGUUCAACAUCAAGGCCUACCUUCCCGUCAACGAGUCCUUCGGCUUCAACGCAGAUCUCCGCUCCAACACCGGUGGCCAGGCUUUCCCCCAGUCCGUCUUCGACCACUGGGAGGUACUUCCAGGUGGCUCUGUCCUCAACAAGGACACUCCUCCCGGCAAGAUUGUCGAGGACAUGCGCAAGCGCAAGGGUCUCAAGCCCGAAGUUCCUGGCUACGAGAAUUACUACGACAAAUUGUAA
This is a messenger RNA of Zasmidium cellare ATCC 36951, 2532 nucleotides long. RefSeq lists its product as uncharacterized. NCBI's taxonomy places the organism in Eukaryota, Fungi, Ascomycota, Dothideomycetes, Mycosphaerellales, Mycosphaerellaceae. The transcript has 4 exons. Gene Ontology annotation, molecular function: GTPase activity; ribosome binding; translation elongation factor activity. Gene Ontology annotation, cellular component: cytosol; ribonucleoprotein complex. Gene Ontology annotation, biological process: translational elongation. The record is from RefSeq and is a predicted model, not a curated record. Bases 1 to 2532 code for a protein of 843 amino acids.